Messenger RNA from Notechis scutatus (mainland tiger snake), 1603 nucleotides. The record is from RefSeq and is a predicted model, not a curated record. NCBI's taxonomy places the organism in Eukaryota, Metazoa, Chordata, Lepidosauria, Squamata, Elapidae.
AUGAGGAAUCUGCUUCAUGACCUUGGGGAGCCUAGGUCAGAGCACAUAUACAGGGAAGAGUUUCCAGAACCAGCUGUUUUUUUAAAAAGAGCACAGCUUGCUUCUUUCGGGAGUUGUCUGAAAGCUUUCUCUUUUCCCCCCCCUCCUUCUACAGUUCUGCUGAGCGAAUACGUGGACGAUGGCGAAGUCAGCGGGAAAACCCUAAAGAUCACCGAUUUCGGUCUGGCCAGGGAAUGGCACAAAACCACUAAAAUGAGCGCAGCCGGGACUUACGCUUGGAUGGCGCCGGAGGUCAUCAAAAAUUCCACUUUUUCCCGGGGUAGCGACGUCUGGAGUUAUGGGGUGCUCCUGUGGGAACUGCUCACCGGCGAAGUUCCAUACCGGGGAAUUGACGGGCUGGCUGUGGCUUAUGGGGUUGCCGUCAACAAACUCACCCUCCCGAUACCAUCCACGUGCCCGGAACCCUUUGUACGUUUAAUGACGGAGUGCUGGCAGCAGGACCCCCACGCACGCCCCAGCUUUGCCUCCAUCCUCGAUCAGCUGACAGUCCUCGAAAGACAGGUGCUCCACGACCUGCCACAAGAGUCCUUCCAUUCCAUGCAGGACGACUGGAAAGUGGAGAUCCAGGAUAUGUUUGACGAGCUGCGUGCAAAAGAGAAGGAGCUGCUGAGCCGGGAGGAAGAGCUGAAGCAGGCGGCCCUGAAGCAGAAGUCCCAGGAGGAAUUCCUCCGCCAGCGAGAACACGAACUGGCCCAGUGGGAGCUGGAGGUCUUUGAGCGCGAACUCAGCCUCCUGAUCCAGCAGAUGAACCGCGACCGGCCGCACGUCAAGAAGCGCAAGGGAACCUUCAAGCGCAACAAGCUCCGAGGGAGGGACAGCGAGCGCAUCAGCAUGCCGCUCGAUUUUAAGCAUCGCAUCACGGUUCAAGCAUCUCCAGGGCUGGAUAAAAGGAAGGACGUCUUUGACGCAGGAGCCGGUGGCUCUCCCACGUUCCCACGAUUUCGCGCUAUCCAGUUGGAACCGAGUGAGAGCGAUCAAUCCUGGAACCGACAAGCAUCUCGUCGGGGCGAUGAGACCUGGAAUGGCCAUACCAAGAGCCCAGGCUCCCCUAAGAUGUCUGAGGGCAGUACGCAAAACGGCAGGAGAAGAUCGCGGCCAGAAGAAACAACGUGGUACAUAGAACCAGUCGGUUCCCCUGUUCCCUCACAACUCCAUUCUCAGCCCAGCCAGAACGGCGACGUUCCUGUCGUCAACUCUGCAGAAACCGAGGAGCCACCACUGGAAAGGCUGAACGGGCCCCGGCUCAUCCAGAGAGUUUUACUCCGGGGUUCGGCCUUGCUGGCUUCCCUGGGCUUGGGCCGAGAGUUGCCAGUCCCUUCUCCGGAGGGGCCCAUGGAGGGGCCAACUUCAAGGAAGCCAUCUCCCCGAAGAGAGCCUACUCCUGCUUUACAGGUGGAGCCCUGCAAGGAUGAGGCGGCCACUGAUCUCCUCAUUGAACUGGACUCGGUGGGGGACAGGACAGCCUUGCCACCUCUCUGGACACAAGAGUCACCCCGGGCGGCACAACUCGCAGAAGGCCGGGCCACUAAGGCUCAAAAGUGGG